This is a messenger RNA of Sinocyclocheilus grahami, 397 nucleotides long. RefSeq names its product testicular haploid expressed gene protein-like. NCBI's taxonomy places the organism in Eukaryota, Metazoa, Chordata, Actinopteri, Cypriniformes, Cyprinidae. The annotation marks the transcript as partial. The transcript has 2 exons. Gene Ontology annotation, biological process: spermatogenesis. The record is from RefSeq and is a predicted model, not a curated record.
UGUUGUAGUUAAAAAUGCCAAGCCUAGUCCAAGAAUAUGUCAGCUGGCACAACCAAAGCGGGUGAAGACACAGUUGACACACUGCAGUGUUGAUUCAAGCGCCCAUGUGAUCAGCGUUUGCAUCACACCCUCUUCACGCGUACUACAGCUGGCCUCUCCUAAGCAAGUCCAUGCACAGCACGCUCUCGCAAGGCCAGUUUCUUGGCCGGUUCCAGAUCAUGUUCUGAAGGCCGUAGCCAGCGAGAAACUGCAGAAACUGGCUCAACCCAAGACCCGUCAGGCCCUGUUUGAGGGGUACGACUCCUACCAGGUCAGUCCUUCCACUCGGGCCGCCACCGCAUCCCCCAGGCUGCUGGAGCUGUCUUUACCCUUACCACGCAAAUGUAAAGGACAAUAA